Molecule: messenger RNA, 1780 nt
Organism: Durusdinium trenchii
Lineage: Eukaryota; Dinophyceae; Suessiales; Symbiodiniaceae
Source: the annotation of a GenBank genome assembly
CCAUGCUGCACUGAACACCAGCGUCUCACCUUGUGCUGCGCCAUGGAGAGCCCCGUCGCGACGACCUUUGUUGUGGGCACAGUUGCAAUUUACAUCUCCUAUGUCUACUGGUUGGGCGCUACUGGGCCACUUGCCGCCUUUUUGUCUUUGCAGAGCAAGAAAACAGACGACCCAGACCAAAUAAAGAUCGAACAGGUGCUGCUGCGAAUCCACAACAAACGCUGUUCUGCCUGGGUGGCUGGAACAGCCUUGUCCUCACUUUGCUCUGAGAUGUAUUGCAUUUUCCUCCUCGUGCAAAGUCAAUUUCGUGGUGGGAUCGAGGACAUUGCCUACUCCUUGCAUUUCUGGACGGCCUUCUCUUCUGCUGUUUUAACUCGAUGGGCCUCAAAGCCAGGUGGCAAGACCUCGCGGCAACAGACCAUGAUGCUGAGUAUAUUGAUCAAUCUCCUUGGGCUGCUCAACAGCGUGGACCUGUCAAACCACCUCAUGGCUGCCAAUUAUCUUGGCCGUGCGUUCAUUGGAAGCUUCUCUCCUGACAUCUGGUUCACCGUGCGGGUGAACUUCUACCUGCUCCCCGCCUUUGUCGCCUGCGGCUAUGUGCGCCAAGGCCCUGAGAGGGACUUGUCCAUCUUGCCGAUUCUCUUUGUCAACGAGGUCGUCUCCGUGGUGUUCAUGGCAGUGAUUUUGGGCCAGCUCAACUACUUGACCAUUCGUCAGGAGCAGAGCACCAUGGAGCUGGAAGAGAGUCUCAAAAAGGAGGAGAUCCGGACCAAAGAUACAGAAUCAAUCUUGAAAGCUGCCAAAGGCCUCCUAGCAGUGAUGUGCGACUGCUGCGAGCAGCUGUCACAUAAUUGGGAGGUUCUGCAGCCCUCCAACAAGAUCUUGGAGAUGUUCCGUAUCAGCGGUGGGAAGGAGAAGGCGCUCCCAAAUUUCUCCCUCCUUGAGUUCAUUGCUAUUGAGGAUCAGGAUCGCUUCACCCACUUCAUGGACACCUCGCAGGUGGACGCUGUCAGCUCCCUUCACUUGCGCAUGCAGGACCACAUCGGAGGUUCUCUUGAUGUACAGCUUUUCCACAUGCCGGUGCCAAGCGGCAGUGCCACGGGCUUGCCACAGCACUUAGUGGGCUUCAAUGUGAAGGACUUGCGCGAACCACGACCUCUUCGACGGGAUAUCCCCAGUAUCCCCGAAGGCGAAGUGCUGAUGGAGGAUUGCGCGAGUGUGAGCUCCAGCGAAGAGACCACUCAUUCGAGUCAGAGUCAGAGUAGCCGCAGGCUAAAGGCUCAAGUGGAGAACAUGUCGGUGGCUUCCAGAGAUCCUGCAGGAUUUCUCGGCAAUGUCCUGCAGCAUGUGAACUCGGUUGAGCAAGUGAAGUUGAUCUUGGACCUUCACUCCUGCCAAGAAGGCUAUGCGAUACGAGAGAUGGCCGUCUCCUUCAAGGAGGCAGGCCCAGGCAUCAGCCCGCUCUACUUUUACAAGUUGCUGAAGAAAAGGUGUCGUGCUGUGGUUGAAGAUUUUAUCCAAGAGCAUGUGAACUGUUUCUACCAUGGCAUCGACAGCUCCGAGCGUUGCACGGGUACCAAGAUGAAGAUUCCCAGCAUGGGUGCCAUCAUGGUCGGCGAGAUGACCGUACAAGAUAUCCGCUUCUCAGAGGAACAAUUUCACUUGGAGCUGAACAUGAGGAAUUUCGUGGCAAAGAAAUGAGGACUGGUCUUGACCAAAACCCUUCGAACAAGAUCUCUCGGAGUCUCCAAGAAUCUGUUUCUCCAACUCUGAGGCCAUG